Molecule: messenger RNA, 3251 nt
Organism: Sycon ciliatum
Lineage: Eukaryota; Metazoa; Porifera; Calcarea; Leucosolenida; Sycettidae
Product: erbin-like
Exons: 1
Coding region: 130-2256 (708 amino acids)
Biological process (GO): signal transduction
Molecular function (GO): protein binding
Source: RefSeq, a predicted model, not a curated record
UGUAAUUCAAACUAUCGACAUGUAACAUUUUCUUUUCAAUACCCAGGAGUAUUUUCUGACGGCCACAAUUUCUAAGCUAGUUUGAAUCAAUGUAUGGAAUAACAGCCUGAUUCUCGCUAGAGAAGAAACAUGGGUGCCGACAGUCAGGAGUCUACCAUCGUCGCAGCCAAAUUAGAAACAUUCCUUUCGCAAGACAAUGAUUCCGAUGAAGCCCAAUGCUCUCUUGACCUAUCCUCAUGCAACCUGGAUACUCUACCCUUGCGGUGUUCGUCUGGAGGCGACGCGUUCGCGUCGUUGCAGUGUCUAGAUCUGGGACAUAACUCCAUCUCGUCGCUGCCAGAUAGUUUUUGCUCCAGCCUGGCGAAGUUGGAAGAGCUUCGCCUGUCUGGAAAUGAUUUACUCACACUUCCUGAGUCCUGUGCUGAUUUCUCACACCUGCGCGUGUUGACGUUGGAUGAAAAUAACCUGUCAACGAUUCCGGAAUGCCUUUGCCAGUUGAAUUCCCUGAAGGAGCUCAAUUUGAUGGGAAAUUCCCUAAGUGGAUUACCAGAGGGGUUUGGCCUGCAUCUCAGUCAGCUGGAGACGUUGCGUUUAGAUGAUACCGACAUCAGUGAACUGCCGGACUCAUUUUGCUCACUGGCUUCUUUGAAGACGCUUCACAUAAGUGGUACAAGCUUGACGCGCCUGCCUCCCGCUUUUGGUGAGCUGCAGAAUCUCGUGACGCUGGAUUUCAGCCAAUCUAAAUUAUGCGAGCUGCCACCCUCAUUCUCACAGCUGAGCCAUUUGUUAUAUCUUGACCUUAGUGAAAAUCAACUGGUGAGCAUUGGGGAUGAAUUCCAGUCAGCAGCUUGUAUUGAGAAACUUUAUGUGCAGAAGAACUGGCUGGUGCAUGUGCCUGAUUGGUUUGCGCAGCUGCCCUGCAUUGUCGAGUUGAACUUCUGCUGCAAUAGACUGGAGUGUAGCUUUCCGACUCUGUCGGAAUCAGCUAAGCUGUGCGAGUUGACUUGUGGAGGGAACAGCUUUCGCAGCCUGCACAGUUCAAUAGGAAACCUAGUGUCUAUGCAUACCCUGCACAUUGGCUCCCAAGAACGGGAGCCGGAGCGUGGCAGUUUCCGUAAUGGUAAUGUACUCUCGGAAUUUCCCGAGGAAUUGUGUCAGCUUGUGCAGCUGAAACAUCUGGAUGCCACGGAAAACUAUAUUGCAGAGCUACCUGAAGACUUUGGCAGCUUGCGCAAUUUGACGUAUCUCGACCUGGCCCGUGACUCAUUGUCCUAUCUACCCGACUCGUUCACCCAACUGUCUUCUCUGGAGCAUCUCAGACUCACAAAGAAUGUCUUAGAGUCUCUGCCAGAUGACUUUGGAAACCUACAGUCCCUGUGUGAGCUCUAUCUGGAUGGAAAUCGGCUGACCGAGUUACCAGCCAGUUUCAGUAGACUUCAGAAAGUGAGUGUUCUGGACAUGUACGACAAUGAUCUUGCGACGUUUCCAACAUGUCUCAAUGACAUGGCCGCCGUUACGUACCUGGACGUCACUGAGAAUCCCUUCUUUCAGGAGUGCAACGUGGAGCUUGCCCUGUCCCUGGGUCGACAUACGUUUGCUGCUGCAUCCAGUGAUGUCAAGGCCGCUGGGAAGAAUGGAACAUGCAACACAUAUGAUGCUGGCAUGAGUGCCAAAGUGCUGGAAGCGCUUGGCCGGCACGAGGUGCUGUGGAAAUCGCAUGGCUCAACUGAUCCGAGCCGUGCCCGUGCCGUGCAGGCGAAUCGCUUCAGCGAAAUGCUGCAGGAAAACAAAAACCGUGACAGUAAUGGUGGUGCUGGUAGCUUUGCAAGUGAAACCGUUGCCGUACCUACCUGCGGAGAAGAGGCAGAAGAGGACUGGGAUUUAGAGAUACAGGAGACAGAGCCAUCGGCCGGUAAGUUGUCAUCAACACGGACGUACGUUGUGUUUGAGUCGGAUGUUGGGAUAUUCUCUACUGUGUACGCGCAUCCCAGUGAAGAAGAAGUAUCUGCACAGGACCAGGACUGGGAGCCAGGAGAUGAUAGCAUGCCUUUCAACCCAUUGCCACCAGUAAUGGCUGAUCAUGACAGUGUCAGCUGUAAUAACGACUCAGCGGCUAAAAGCAUGCCGAUUCACAGCUGUGCACAAGUGGCAAUGGGCCCAACACCUGAGCAGUAUGUUGGUGGAAUGGACGAGUUCCAUCCAACCGCUCUCAGCUUUGAGGACGACGACCUUGCUGUUCGUUAUGCCACCAGUUGAUAGCAAAUCUGGCGUGCUGGUUUCAAGUAGCGUGGUAAGCUUACACCUCGCACUCUUAGUCUUAUUAAGUUUGAUAAGCCCAGCAUUGUGUGGUGACAAUGCAGGGGCCCAAUGCCCGAGCAGUAUGUUGGUAGAAUGGACGAGUUCCACGUCAACUGCACUCAACUGUGAUGACGGCAAUCUCGCAAGUUGUUGUGCUGCCGGCUUAGACGAAACCUGGCUCACUGGUUUCAGGUAUCCCCACCGAGACGGGGCGGCCGGCUUAUAUCUUACACUUGCGUGUGAGAAAGACAACAUUGUGUGACAGGCUGUUGGCUCCUCUCUCGGAUGCGAUGCUGAUCCGUGGAUGAAACAGGAUUUGUGAAUAGAAAGAGGCCUGUGGACGCCAUCGCCUGUAUCGGAGCGGUACGACGCCGGUGUGAAGCUGUUUAUCCCUGGGCCCUUGUUCUAAGGGAUCGCGGCGUCUAGUUCUUAGGUUGUGAAGUAACUAUCCUUCACAGGAAAGUUUGUGCUAGUAUAAUUUAUAGGUCUCUCGUUCCGCAAAGCAAAGUUACCAUGUUAUAUUUCCAUGUAACUAUUGCUGUCUGAGUAUUGGCCUUGGUGCCAUGGUGCCAUGAAACUCAGAGUAACAAUAGAUUAAAGUACGCUAGUUCCUCAUCAUUGACGUUGUCAACUUGAGUCUCUCACACCAAUACACCUGUUCUGAAGCAGUUCCAACUUUUGGGUUUAGUCGUAGGAUACCAGUGCUCUUUUUUACGCUCUGAUAUGUAAUCUUCUGGUCGCAACCAUGUUUUUACUUCAAAAUGCUGUAACUUAGAACAUGUUCACAGAAUGCACGACUGGUGGUUCUUGCAGUUUUUCGCCUCAACGUGACAUGGGAUGCGGGCAUUCCAAUGGAGUCCGACUUGAUUCAGUAGUCUCCAACCACUUACAUGUACAUGUAUAUCAUCAUUUGGCAAACAUCGUUUUUCUUUGACAUGUGCAAAGUCAGCUGA